Choloepus didactylus (southern two-toed sloth) is the source of this 1471-nucleotide messenger RNA. It is a transcript of the gene DCXR, whose product is annotated as dicarbonyl and L-xylulose reductase. NCBI's taxonomy places the organism in Eukaryota, Metazoa, Chordata, Mammalia, Pilosa, Megalonychidae. The record is from RefSeq and is a predicted model, not a curated record. The coding region runs from base 72 to 806 and encodes 244 amino acids. The transcript is spliced from 8 exons. Gene Ontology annotation, molecular function: carbonyl reductase (NADPH) activity; L-xylulose reductase (NADPH) activity. Gene Ontology annotation, biological process: glucose metabolic process; xylulose metabolic process.
GCGGGCCCCCGGCCGCCCCGCCGCGCGCGCGGAGUCGGGAGUCCAGCCACCGAGCCGCAGACGGCGCGGACAUGGAGCCGGGGCUCGCGGGCCGCCGCGCGCUGGUCACCGGGGCCGGCAAAGGCAUCGGGCGCAGCACGGUCCGGGCUCUGCACAAGGCGGGCGCGCAGGUGGUGGCCGUGAGCCGCACCCGGGCCGACCUGGACAGCCUGGCCCUCGAGUGCCCGGGAGUCGAGCCCGUGUGCGUGGACCUGGGCGACUGGGAGGCCACAGAGCGGGCGCUGGGGGACGUGGGCCCCGUGGACCUGCUGGUCAACAACGCCGCCGUGGCCCUGCUGCAGCCCUUCCUGGACGUCACCAAGGAGGCCUUCGACACGUCCUUCGAUGUCAACCUGCGGGCUGUCAUCCAGGUGUCCCAGAUCGUGGCCCGGGGCCUCAUAGCCCGCGGAGCCCCCGGGGCCAUCGUGAACGUCUCCAGCCAGGCCUCCCAGCGCGCCCUCGCCUGCCACAGCGUCUACUGUUCCACCAAGGGCGCCCUGGACAUGCUGACCAAGGUCAUGGCCCUGGAGCUCGGGCCACACAAGAUCCGGGUCAACGCGGUGAACCCCACGGUGGUGAGGACCCCCAUGGGCAAGGCCAACUGGAGUGACCCCCAGAAGGCCAAGGCCAUGCUGGACCGCAUCCCACUCGGCAGGUUUGCCGAGGUGGAGAACGUGGUGGACAGCAUCCUCUUCCUGCUCAGUGACCGCAGCAGCAUGGCCACAGGCGCCACUCUGCCAGUGGAUGGGGGCUUCCUGGCCACCUGAGCCCCCCACCUCGCCCAGCCCCGGACCCAAGCCUGGGCCCCCCCCCCCACCCCACACCACCCUUCCCUUCAAUAAACCUGCUCCUUCUGCAUGCUGAUGCCAAGGCUGCCCACAAGUGGCCAGGCCAGGCAGGGCUCAGGGCCGGGUGUGGGAAUGGGUCCUGGGUAGGGAGGGACCAUGUGACUCAUGUGCCAAGCCCGGUGGCUGCCUGGUUCCCGCGCCUGUGGUUCAGCCCGGGCUGGGGGCAGCGCAUUUCAGAAGGUCUCUGUGGGAGGGAGGUGAAUCUGGCCAAGGUCUUCAGCCUGUCCAGAGACCCUGGGGGUAGGGAAGCCAUGGGGUGCUUGUGUCCAACAGCUGGCUCUGUGACAGCAACUCCCACAUGAAUGCUGGUUGAUAGCUGUUAAAGUUAAUGUCUAAGACAAAAUUUUGUGAAACAAGGAAGACAUCUAUGGGGCCCUCAUUCGUCUGUGACAUGAGCAGCUUCUUUGCUGAAUCAGACGGUAGUUUCCGAGAAGUGGAAGAAUGUUUCCUCAACUCCACAUAAUUCAGAGUAUAGCGUGCACACACUGCACAUUCAAGUUUAAUCAGCGGUAACAUUUUCCCCAUGGCCUUUUAAAAAUCUAGACAAUUAGCAAAACAGUCAAUCAAGCUGGAUUUAUAGAGUU